Messenger RNA from Rubroshorea leprosula, 660 nucleotides. NCBI's taxonomy places the organism in Eukaryota, Viridiplantae, Streptophyta, Magnoliopsida, Malvales, Dipterocarpaceae. The record is from the annotation of a GenBank genome assembly.
CCUCGAAUCAGGCAAUCACACACCCACGGCAUCACGCCGUCCAACAGCGUUUCCUCUCUUUAUUUAAUCUCCCCUACAUUCCACUCUCCAAACCAGCCAAACAGGAUUGGUAGCUUCCAGUAGAGUGAGAGAGCAUGAAGAACGCAGGCUCAGGGAAGAGCAGCAAGAGCAAUUCAAAGUCAGACGCCAGGAAAGACCGGCGAUCGGCUACCGGAAUGAGCGGAUCACCUAAGAAAGGAGGUCACGGAGGCAAGUACACCUGGUCCGGCGACGGUUACUCUCCGGCGGAGAUCGGAUUCCAGAGCGAGAUCGUGGAUGCUCGGGAUCCUAACUUCGAAGAUCCUGACGAACUCCAGACUAUUUAAUCAAUCUGAUGAUCACACACGACACGAAGCACGAUCACCGUCGUAUGAUGAUGAUGAUUGCUCAAGGAGGAGAAGAUGUAAAUAUUUCUCCUUUAUUUUACCUUUCCUCAGCAGGUGUAAUGGAAAAAUAAAUAAAUUGUAAUGCGUUUGUCUGGUGUUUAAUGAAUUUUCUUUAAUUUUAGCUUUAGCAAAAUUUUGAGAAAUCCUUGCCUUUGCUUUUGCUUUAGCUUUAGCUUUUGCUUUUGCUUUUGCUUUUGCUGUUGAUCAGUUGCUGAAAUAAAUAAAUAAAUAAAUA